GAUGAAACACAAUUUACACUUAACCAUGGUUAAUAUUCAACAAUUACCGUUACUUGAUCAACCUUUCGCUAAAUAAUAAUAAUAAUAUGAUUGUUCAUUAUUAUUUAUUGAUUAAUUGGGAUCACUUGAUUGUCCCGUUAUUUAACAAUGUAAUCACUUUUAACUGUGCGAAAAGUAUGGUGUAACUGUGACAAUUAAGCGUUAAACCAAUAAUUUACGAAAAUUAAUCAUAAACUGAUAAUUGAUCAUCAUCUUGACAAACUAAAAAAAUCUUAAUCUAUUGAAUUAAGUUCUGAUAUAAAACUAGUGAAAUCAAAGUAAAGAGUGACAGAAAGAAAUAAAUAAAAUAGCAAAAGAAUAAUCAAAAAUUGAUUGAUCAUGAUGAUUAAUCAACAACAACACCCGAUAACUUUCACCUAUCACAAGUUAAUGGUCACAAUUGUGUUCAUGGUGAUACAAUCAGUUCGCCCUCAAACAGUUCGCCCUUCAUGUGGAUCCCAAGAAGCUUAUUAUGCUAAUCCAGAAGACUGUAGAUCUUACUAUUAUUGUUGGAACAACGAAAAUUACCUUCAGUACUGUCCUAACGGUCUUUACUUUCACCUUGCUGGACGUACCUGUGAACCCGCGGGUGUGGCCGAUUGCGGUGGAUACACUGGUGGCAACGGAGUUGUGACAACCAAUAGGCCACCGGGACUAUUUGGUUCCUCUUUGUGCACCAAAAUUUGUUCCGAAACUGAAUUAGCCAAAAAAUCGCCGGUCAAGGGUGUUUUAUAUGCGAUCUGUAAAUGCACCGAAUCGAUGACAAUCAGCUCGACAAUUAUGCCUCCUUCUUACGCUGCAUCGGCACCAUUAACAACGCCUUCACCGCCCAAUGUAUUCAGUAUCAUUUCUAAUUUCAUCAAUUCCAUUUUUCCUGGUGUUCGUUAAUUCAGUUGAUCGUUUUAUCCGCUAAAUCAAAGUUUCAUUUGAAUUGAGAUUUUUUCUUCCCCUCCUGUAAACUUAUCGUUCACUUUAAUUGUCUAACCUUCAUCAGCGGACUUUAAUUGUUUGGUGAACAAUCAAUAAUAUAUACAAAUGAAUUGAUUAAAAUUACAAAAAUUUGUUACAAUUAAUUGUUUUUUUUUCAUUGUUUAAUUAAUACUUUUUCAUUUGACAAACAUUAUCGAUACCAUAACAGUAAAACCUAAGGUGACGAGUAAGAUAACAAAAAAUAUAAUAACUGAUUUAAUCUGGUAACAGUUAAUCAACAACAAUUAACCUUGAUUGCAGUUUGAAGGUUUAUGAUCAAAGGUAACUUAAUAUUGAAAAGCACAAUUGUCAUUUAUUAAUUGUUGAACUUAAUCACAAACUAAACUCAUCAAAUGAUCAUAAAAAUUGAACCAAUUUUUUUGUUUGUCUGUAUAAACAGAUGAUGGAAAACAAUCAAUUAAUUGUCUAAUAGUCAACCCAGUUGAUUGUAAUUUCAGUGCCGUUAAUUGUUUGAUGAUCAACAUUGAGAAAUAAAAAAUGAUUUCCAAUUAAGCGAAACGUUUUCCUUGGCAAUCUAAUUUGUUUUAUCGUUCAUUACACAAUCAACAUGUUUGACCUGAUCAUUAGAAUCAACAUUAUUAAUCAACGAUAAUAUUGAAUAAAUUGUUAAUGAUUAACAUCAUCAAUUGAAUAUAAUCCAACCCCUUCGUCCCCUCUUUCUCG
Molecule: messenger RNA, 1692 nt
Organism: Panonychus citri (citrus red mite)
Lineage: Eukaryota; Metazoa; Arthropoda; Arachnida; Trombidiformes; Tetranychidae
Exons: 1
Coding region: 379-927 (182 amino acids)
Cellular component (GO): extracellular region
Molecular function (GO): chitin binding
Source: RefSeq, a predicted model, not a curated record